This is a messenger RNA of Tigriopus californicus, 1042 nucleotides long. RefSeq lists its product as uncharacterized. The transcript has a single exon. NCBI's taxonomy places the organism in Eukaryota, Metazoa, Arthropoda, Copepoda, Harpacticoida, Harpacticidae. Bases 68 to 898 code for a protein of 276 amino acids. The record is from RefSeq and is a predicted model, not a curated record.
UUUCAAUCAACCACCAGUGUAAAAAUCGAAUUGAGAAAGCAAAUACCUCAACAAUAAGUUAUAAACCAUGGCUCUUUUGUUUCCAAUGAGCUCAGAACGCGACUAUUUCCGCCCUCAUUCGUUCUUGGAUGAGGACAUCUUCGGAUUCCCGCUGCUUCCUACACGUAAACGGAGGCUAACUCGAUCCAAAGCUCUGCCUCAAACCAAACGACCAUAUCCUACGGAUUGGAAAGAUUGCGGUGAUCAUUUUGAGGCCAAACUAACCGUCAAAGGAUUUCAUUCUGACGAUUUUCAUCUGGGUCUCAACAAUUCUUGUUCAAGAGUAACCAUUGUGGCCAAUAGCGAAGAGAAAAGCGAUGAUGGAGUGAUAUCCGCCAAGCGAUUCUCCAAAUCAUUGGAUCUACCCGAGGAUUGCAUCCCUGACAACCUCGAUUGGCAUUACAGCGGAGGAGUUCUUCAAAUGACAGUGCCGAAAUAUGCGCCUGAGAAAAGGAUGCGCUCAAAGGAUGUCGAUGAGACUCCCUUUGAGAUUAUUCCUAAAUUCAUGACCGGAGAUUUCAUGGGUUGUCUUAAGGACGAGGUGGAAAAGGAUUCGGAGGAUGAGUUCCAAUUGAAUGUAGAUGUGGGUGGGUUCAAACCCGAAGACCUUGAAGUGGAACUGAAUCCCAAUGGCGUGGUUAGCAUUUCGGGACAAUUUGAGGAUAAGAGUGAGGGACGCCACAUUUCCCGACAAAUACAUAAGUCGUUCACUCUGCCAAAGAAUUGUCGAAUGGAGGCCGUCAAAACUUGCCUUGAUAAAAGCGGAAAGUUGACCAUUACGGCACCUAAAGAAAGCACCAAGGUGCUCGACCAAGGACCUCGGAAAUUAGCCAUCAAUGUGGAUGCCAAUGAAGAUUAGAGUUUUACCGACCAUGAAUGUAUAUUGUGUUUGUGUAAUGUUGAACAAUUCUGUUGUAUAUACUCUAGACGUCAAAUGUAGUAUUGAAAACAUAUUUUUCCGCCAAUCUUUACAUGAUUAUAAAUAAAUUUUCAUUCAAUGUCA